This is a messenger RNA of Coprinopsis cinerea okayama7#130, 1548 nucleotides long. RefSeq lists its product as hypothetical. NCBI's taxonomy places the organism in Eukaryota, Fungi, Basidiomycota, Agaricomycetes, Agaricales, Psathyrellaceae. The record is from RefSeq and is a predicted model, not a curated record. Gene Ontology annotation, molecular function: transmembrane transporter activity. Gene Ontology annotation, cellular component: membrane. The transcript is spliced from 11 exons. Gene Ontology annotation, biological process: transmembrane transport. Bases 1 to 1548 code for a protein of 515 amino acids.
AUGGACGCCAAACAGACGGCGACGACGGAGGAUGCAGUGGUCCAGGAGAAGCAACUUGAGACUGCUGCCAGUGACAAGGACACUGGGAGUCUCACCAAGCACUCUAACGCCUCAAAGAAGAGCCUGUCGAAGGAGGCAGGCUCCGACCUGAAGGCUGACGGUGCAACAGUGGAGGCCGUCACAGCUGAGGAACCCGUCCAGUACCGGCUGUACAAGGCUAGGUUCGCUGGACUCGUAGCUCUGUUCCUGCUCAAUGUGGUGUCCGCCAUGGCCUUUUCGUGGUUUGGUCCGAUAUCCAACCGAAUGGCUGAGGAUUUUGGUAUCACCCUUGACCAGGUGAACUGGCUAGGUAUCGUCGUAUCGUGCAUCUACCUCCCCACUGCACUCUUCAUUCCCGUCAUCGUCUCACGAUGGGGAAUUCGUCGCUGCUGUGAAAUCGGCGGUAUCGCCCUGAUCCUCGCUUCCUGGAUUCGAUACGCUGGGACAGUUACCUCCCUCCCGCCCAAAGGCGCAUAUGCCUUGCUAUUCUUCGGCCAGGUCUUCGCAGCCAUCGCCCAGCCCAUCUAUCAAGUCCUCGGCCCCAAAUACUCCGAGACAUGGUUCGACCUCAACGGCAGAACGACAGCCACAAUGGUCGUGGCUAUCUCGAACCCUAUCGGCGGUGCGCUGGGACAACUUAUCAGUCCGUUGGUCGGGGACACUCGUCGUUCGAUUUUGGUUCUGGGAAUCCUUGGUACUGCAGUGACACCUUUCAUCCUUCUCGUCGGCCGGGCGCCGCCCACACCACCCACUUAUGCCGCCUCAAAACCUCCUCUCAGUCUGAGCAGCUUGCUCAAGGCUAUGCUUGGCAAACCUCCUUCACCUCAAGCAGCCAUGUCAGGCAGGGAGCGCCUGGACUUUGCAAUCAUCACCCUGGUCUUCGGUUCUCUCGUUGGCGCUUCGAGUUCCUUCGCAGUUCUUACUGCCCAGCUCUUCGAACCCCACAAGUAUACACCCGACCAAGCUGGGUUCUUCGGAGCGUGUCUCCUGCUGACCGGUAUCGUCGGAGCCAUCAUUUCCGCGCCCCUCUUCGACAGAGUCUUCACCCACCAUCUGGCUCUGACGACCAAAGUAUUCGUUCCGGUCACUGCGGCUGGAUGGUUCUCCUUGAUCUGGGCUAUUAAACCUGGAAAUCUGGCGGGAUUGUUUGUGAUCAUGACCAUCAUCGGUGUGAGUUCGGUUACGAUGUUGCCUGUGGCCUUGGAAUUGUCUUGUGAAGUCACCCGGAAUCCUGAUGGAAGUUCGGCUAUCCUCUGGUUCACGGGUAACCUCCUCGGAAUCGUUUUCGUGCUCUCUCAACAAGCCCUCCGAGCACCACUAGACGCUGACCCGCCCCAACACCUCCGCCGGGGCUCAAUAUUCAACGGAGCAUGGGUCCUCGCUGCAGCAUGCUCAGUCUUCUUCAUCCGCGGUCUCCAAACUCGCAAACGACUAGACGAAGAGAAGAGGCGUGAAGCUGAGCAGAGACAGGGUGAUAACUCGGAGUUGUCGCCUGUUUCCCCUGCUUGA